Messenger RNA from Acyrthosiphon pisum (pea aphid), 2538 nucleotides. RefSeq lists its product as uncharacterized. The transcript is spliced from 3 exons. The record is from RefSeq and is a predicted model, not a curated record. Bases 1 to 2538 code for a protein of 845 amino acids. Gene Ontology annotation, biological process: proteolysis. Lineage: Eukaryota; Metazoa; Arthropoda; Insecta; Hemiptera; Aphididae. Gene Ontology annotation, molecular function: aspartic-type endopeptidase activity.
AUGGUAGUACUUGGGACAGCGGUUGUCCGUGUUAAGGACAGUUGUGGUGUUUUACAUUCUGUAAGAGUUCUUUUGGACAGUGGUUCACAAAUUUCAGCCAUCACUAGUAGUUGUGUGUCACGCAUAGGUCUCGUCAAGCACAAGUGUUAUACCGAAAUUGUUGGUCUUGCACAAAAUCCUGUUGCAAAAAUAAAAGGCAUGACCAAUUGUCAAUUUAUUCCACACCAUAGUGCAAAGAAUACAUUUCAAUGUAGUGAUCUUUUCAUUUUACCUUUAAUAACAGACGUUAUGCCGAAAUUACAGUUACCACCAUACAUUCGAAAACAUUAUCAACAUCUACUGCUCGCUGAUCCGAACUUCGACGUCCCAGCGCAGAUAGACAUGUUACUUGGUGGUGACAUCUUUCCAAAUAUUGUUCAUCCACGCGCCGAUAUAAUUCAUUCUUCUGGCUAUCCAUCGGCAUUUGAUACCCUACUUGGCUGGGUGGUGUGCGGUGCUAUUUCAAAAUUCAAUCCUUCGUCAGCUGUUUCACUAGCUACAACCUUGACUCCGUCAGUUGAGAAUUUACUACGCAGUUUUUGGACUGUUGAAGAGCCCGCUGUGCCAGUGUCACCCACUACCGAGGAUCAGCUGUGCGAACACAUGUUUGUGACGACCACCUAUCGUGCUCCGUGUGGUCGGUUUUGUGUUGCCCUUUCGUUUCGCCCUAAUUCCCCCGAGCUCGGAGAGUCAAGAGCUUUGGCCCUUAAACGUUUCUACAAUCUAGAACGUAAACUGAUGAAGGAGCCACAAUUAUACACAGCCUAUCGCAAAUUUAUGAACGACUAUCAAACACUUGGCCACAUGGAAGUUGCACGGCAAGCUGGAAAAUACUUCAUCCCUCAUCAUGCAGUAUUAAAGGCAGAUGGUGAUAUUUCAAAGCUCCGAGUAGUUUUUGACGCCUCAGCCAGGUCGUCUUCCGGUUUUUCGCUCAAUGACGUCCUAUAUACGAGUCCAAAGCUCCAGACAGACAUCAGAGACAUCCUUUUGCGCAUUCGACUACAUCGAUAUAUUUUCACCGCUGAUAUCGUAAAAAUGUAUCGACAGAUCUUGAUCAGAUCUGAAGAUCGCCCAUUCCAACAUAUUCUUUGGCGUGAUUCACCCGUUGAAGAAAUAAAGGAGUUCGAAUUACUGACGGUGAUAUAUGGAGUUAGUUCCGCACCAUACUUAGCCAUUCGAUGCCUUCACGAGUUGAAUGCACAAGAAAGUCAUCGAUUCCCAGGUACAAAGGGAAUCCUUACAGAUGCCACGUAUGUGGAUGAUAUAGUCGUCGGUGCUGACUCUGAAAAGGAAUUAUUGUCACUCCAGAAACAAAUUGUUGACCUACUGUGGUCUGGUGGAUGUGAGGUGAAAAAAUGGACGAGCAAUUGUCCUCAGAUAUUGCAGCAGGUACCGCCGGAGGAUUGUGCUCAGCAGACGUCAUUCGAUCCAAAAGAGGAUUACACUCCGGAACCUCAACUAUCAAAGCGGAAAGUACUAUCCGUUAUCGCUCGAUUAUUUGAUCCAAUUGGUUCCUUGGGUCCAAUGCUUAUGUGGGCCAAGGGGUUCAUGCAGAAGCUUUGGCAUGACCAACUCGACUGGGACACUCCACUACCCGAGAAUCUAAGCACGGCUUGGAACCAGUUUCUGACUGAGUUACCGACCAUACAUAAAGUCACUCUGCCUCGUUAUAUCUAUGUUCAGUCCUACUCUGAUAUUCAACUCCUCGGACAAAGGUUGCCCCAAUCAAAAACUUCUCGGCUAGAUGAAACAUUAUCUAUACCUCGUUUAGAACUAUGUGCUGCGUUGUUGUUGGCUCAAUCACUGUCUCACAUACAAGAAGUUCUCUCGGCAACAAUCAAAAUCUUUCAAGUACGGGCGUGGACUGACUCUUCGGUUGUCCUUUCGUGGUUGUCGUCUGAACAAAAAUAUUUUAAGAUAUUUGUCACUCAUCGCGUUGCAAAAAUCCAUACACUGAUUCCUGAUUGUCAUUGGGGUCACGUUCGAACACACGAAAACCCUGCUGACCCGGCGUCACGAGGACUUCUACCCGCAUCUAUGGUAUCGUCAUCCUUACAUUGGAACGGCCCAGCAUUUUUAACUCUUAGUGAAGAAUAUUGGCCAAAGUCGACGUUCACUCCAAUGCUUCCAGAUGAUUUGCCGGAGACCAAAGCUGAUAAAACAACCGUUUUCCAAGUUACUAAAAUUAAUCCACCUAUUGAACCUUUUCAACGGUUCUCAUCUUUGAUUAAAAUGCAACGAGUUUUGGCCUACUGUCUCUGUUUCAGUCCUCGAUCUAGACACCGACCUGUAGUAACGGGACUACUUACUAGAGUAGAGUUGAACCACGUCUUAACCACUGCCGUUAAAGAGACACAACGGAUAUUUUUUUCUAACUUAUGGAAGCAGCCGACUACAUCGCAGAUUAUAACUCCCCCUCCACUGGCUCUCAACUUGCCCCAUUUGUUGAUAAUGACGGACUUAUUCGUGUUGGAGGUCGUCUUCGAUAUUCGGCGUUAA